AAUCUCGCGGAUUCAACGUUUUUUUCGCAGUUAUCGCGUGAAAUCCUGUGUGUUUGUGGCGGUGCGGCGGCGGCAGGCCCGCCGCCCCCACGUCCAGUGAUCUGGCGGCGGUCGGCGGCCGUCGUUCCGUGCGAGGUUGGAGGCAGGCUCGGGUUGACCUAAUUUCGCUUUUUCGGCGGAGAAGGCGCCCCCCGGAGGCCCCGCGCGAGUGCCGGCGGCGCGGCGGCCGCCCGGCUCCGGGCGGCGGCGGGCGGCCCGUCCGCGCCCGAAAAGCGCCCACUUUGAGGUUACUUGGAUGGGUCCAUUCCCAGGAAAUCACAUGGAGGCAGCGGCGUCCCGCGGGGUUGCGAGCGCGACGUGCGCCGCUGGGCUCGGAUGGGGGUUUGGAGGUCGUCGCCCCCCGUUGGGGGUUUGGAGGCGAAGGGGAUGGAAGCGAGCGCUCCCGGACGAUCAGCUGGAGGUUUUUCUAUCCGGUGGAACCCGUAGAUCCGAACUUGUGUGUUUACGAGCACAAGUUCACUUUUAUGGGUACCUGCUGGUAGAAAGUGCGGCGAAUGGAGCGACACCUGACGGCGAAAGCGUGCACUUGUGGCGGGGUCUGCUUGAGGUAGUAGGUUGUAUAGUAAGUAUUACACCUAUUGGGAGUGCUGUACAGCCUGCUAACUUUCCCAGACUCGGGCUCUUUCAUCCGGAAGACGACGAAAAUGGGUUUUAGUCGAUAGUUGUAUAUGAUGUUUUUAUUUUGUUGAUGAUGUUGUUGUAUUGUGCAGAGGCUUAAUUUGCCUAU
Zophobas morio is the source of this 787-nucleotide messenger RNA. RefSeq lists its product as uncharacterized. The record is from RefSeq and is a predicted model, not a curated record. NCBI's taxonomy places the organism in Eukaryota, Metazoa, Arthropoda, Insecta, Coleoptera, Tenebrionidae. The transcript has 2 exons. Bases 296 to 715 code for a protein of 139 amino acids.